AUGUUGUCUAAUAAAAAAAGUUGGAAUACUUUCAAAGACUGGAUAGGGAACAAGAAGACCAAAUUCAGAAAGCAGAAUGCCGGGCCCUCGACUUCAAGUUCACCCUCCACAUCUGCCGACGCCGACACCUUCUCCAUCACCAGGCAGAGAGCCAUUAGUGGAUACAAUCUGUUCAAGAGGGAGUUUUUCAGAGGUAAAUCUGGAAAUGGCGUGACUACGCAGGCUGCCAGUGCCUGGAGGGGAAUGGGACAGGAGCAGAAGGCGGCCUACAAUAGCAGAGCAGCAACCAUGAAGCCUGCCGUUCCCCAGGAGAUACAUGUAAGCGAAGAUGCCAGGGAGAGGGAAGUAAGAAAGCUGUACAAGAGGGCAAAGGAAACACUGAACAAAUUGCAGUCUUGUGGUUGCGAUGCCUACUUCAUGGCUGUAAACCAUAACACCAACAAGGCCAUGCAGCAUGGUACAGAUGCUGGGCUGAAGUACAUGGCUGAAAAACAUCCAGAUCUGCUGUGGGAGUUUGGAACAUCUGUUUCAGGAGGGGACCAAGAUGACACCAAGAAGAUGAUGCAGGAUGAAGUGAUGGACCUCUUGACACAGAAGUGGCGUAAGUUGUACUGUACUUCUUUAGCAUUUCAGUGUGAAGUAAAGAGAACAAAGUGACAAAAUGAAACUGCCCAAGC
Messenger RNA from Branchiostoma belcheri (Belcher's lancelet), 677 nucleotides. RefSeq lists its product as uncharacterized. The coding region runs from base 1 to 657 and encodes 218 amino acids. The transcript is spliced from 5 exons. Lineage: Eukaryota; Metazoa; Chordata; Leptocardii; Amphioxiformes; Branchiostomatidae. The record is from RefSeq and is a predicted model, not a curated record.